UUUUUUUAUUUUAUAAAGAUUGAGGUGCUCUUUUUAAAAAUCGAUUUUAGAGAGAGCAAAAGGUGUGUGAGAGAGAGACCAAUCAGUUGCUUCCCAUUCGUACCCCAACUGGGAACUGAACCCACAACUAGGUAUGUACUGUGACAGGGAAUCAAACCUGCAACGUUCAGUGUUCAGGACAACACUCCAACCAACUGAGCCACCUGGCGAAGGCAAAUCAUUUAUCUCUGUUAAAUGGCAGCCCUGAGUUCACAUUCUUGGUAAUGUUCAUAGGAAUAUGUAAAAUGUUAACUUCACCACUGAUACAAUUUAUGAAUCUUUUGGUUAUUACAAUGCUACUUGAGUUUUCUAGAAAGCAACAAUUCCAAAGUUUUCACGUGUUUUUAUAGACUCUAAAGUGCCAUGCAUGCAACAGUCACUUAAUAAACAUUAUCUAUGCUGAAUAAAAACCUAGGGAAUGUGUCUCCUACACAAGACAUACUGUAAUUCCUAUCGAAUACUGUGAUUUGAUAUACAAUUCAGCUGUUUUUGUGGGAUGUGGUAUACACAAGAUUUGAAAAUGGAGGAUAGUUCAUGUGAGGGGAAAUAUCUUUAUUACUUCAAGACCCAUGAGUCAAUCUCAGAGCGCUAUAUUAACCAAGAUUAAAACUAUUCAGACAUCAUUAACAUCUGAAAAUAUAUUGUACCCCACUUUUACUUAGUGAUAAACAAUUACUUACAGAUCUUAUUGACUACCACAGUUGGUUAGACUUUAAAUGAUAUUAGUGCAGGGAAAUUUGACAGCUGAAGAUGACUCACCCAUAAGAUGUAUUUAUAUUGAAAUAAGUGAUUUUACAUUUUCUACUGUUGGGGAACAGAUUGAAAGUUUUCCAUCCUCCUGUAUUUGCCACAAAAGCUAUCUGACUCGAAGACAAAACCGUGACCAUGAGCCCGGUGACACUGCAGAUUUUAGGGCUCCUUCUCAGUACGACCACCAAUCUGCUGACGGAUUUGUGAAUCAUUAUUUCAAUAAUGAGGACAACCAGCACCAACUCAUGAUUAACAGCUCAGAGAGAGAAACGUUUGAGGGAGGAUGGAUGCAAAAGCUCGAAAUUGUUUGCUUCAACAUAGAGAAGCCCUGGAAAAGGACAUCAAAACAUCCUACAUAAUGGAUCACAUGAUUAGUGAUGGAGUUUUAACACCCUCUGAGGAGGAAAAAGUGAAAAAUGAGCCUACUCAACAGCAUCGAGCGGCAUUGCUAAUUAAAAUGAUACUUAAAAAAGAUAAUUAUUCCUACAUAUCAUUCUACAAUGCUUUAUUACAUGAAGGGUAUAAAGAUCUUGCUGUCCUUCUCCAUGGUGGCCUUCCUGUCAUCUCUUCUUCCAAUGGCAAAGAUUCAGUUGGUGGAAUAACUUCAUAUGUAAGAACAGUCCUGUGUGAAGGAGGAGUACCGCAGAGGCCAGUUGUUUUUGUUACUAGAAAGAAGCUGGUGAAUGCAAUUCAGCAGAAGCUCUUCAAACUGAACGGUGAACCAGGAUGGGUCACUGUAUAUGGAAUGGCAGGUUGUGGGAAGUCUGUAUUAGCUGCAGAAGCUGUUAGAGAUCAUGCCUUCUUAGAAGGUUGUUUCCCAGGGGGUGUGCACUGGGUUUCGGUUGGGAAACAGGACAAAUCUGGGCUUCUGAUGAAACUACAGAACCUUUGUACACGGCUGGAUCAGGAUGAGAGUUUCUCCCAGAGGCUUCCACUUAAUAUUGAAGAGGCUAAAGACCGUCUCCGUAUUCUGAUGCUGCGCAAACAUCCAAGGUCUCUUUUGAUCUUGGAUGACGUUUGGGAUCCUUGGGUGUUAAAAGCUUUUGACAAUCAGUGUCAGAUUCUUCUUACAACCAGAGACAAGAGUGUUACAGAUUCAGUAAUGGGUCCUAAAUUUGUAGUUUCUGUGGAGAGUGGCUUAGGAAAAGAAAAAGGACUUGAAAUUUUAUCCCUUUUUGUUAAUAUGAAGAAAUCAGAUUUGCCAGAACAAGCUCAUAGUAUUAUAAAAGAAUGCAAAGGUUCUCCUCUUGUAGUGUCUUUAAUUGGUGCUCUUUUACGCGAUUUUCCCAACCGCUGGGAAUACUACCUCAGGCAACUUCAGAAUAAGCAGUUUAAGAGGAUACGGAAAUCUUCAUCUUAUGAUUAUGAGGCUUUGGAUGAAGCCAUGUCUAUAAGUGUUGACAUGCUCGAAGAAGAUAUGAAAGGUUAUUACACAGAUCUUUCCAUCUUUCAGAAGGAUGUUAAGGUGCCUACAAAGGUGUUGUGUGUUCUCUGGGACAUGGAAACUGAAGAAGUCGAAGACAUACUGCAGGAGUUUGUUAAUAAGUCUCUCUUAUUCUGUGAUCGGAAUGGAAAAUCAUUUUGUUAUUAUUUGCAUGAUCUUCAAGUAGAUUUCCUUACAGAGAAGAACCGCAACCAGCUUCAGGAUCUACAUAAGAAGAUAAUCACUCAGUUCCAGAGAUAUCACCAGCCACAUACUCUGUCAAUAGAUCAGGAGGACUGCAUGUACUGGUACAAUUAUCUGGCCUAUCACAUGGCCAGUGCCAGUAUGCACAAAGAACUUCGUGCUUUAAUGUUUUCCCUGGAUUGGAUUAAAGCAAAAACAGAACUCGUAGGCCCUGCUCAUCUAAUUCAUGAAUUUGUGGAAUACAGGCAUAUACUGGAUGAAAAGGAUUGUGCAGUAUGUGAGAAUUUCCAGGAGUUUUUAUCUUUAAAUGGACAUCUUCUUGGACGACAACCGUUUCCUAAUAUUGUACAGCUGGGUCUCUGUGAACCGGAAACUUCAGAAGUUUAUCAGCAAGCUAAGCUGCAGGCCAAGCAGGAGGUCGAUAAUGGAAUGCUUUACCUGGAGUGGAUAAACAAAAAAACCAUCAAGAAUCUCUCCCGCUUAGUUGUCCGCCCCCAUACAGAUACUGUUUACCAUGCUUGCUUUUCUGCGGAUGGUCACAGAAUAGCAUCUUGUGGAGCUGAUAAAACCUUACAGGUGUUCAAAGCUGAAACAGGAGAGAAACUUCUAGAAAUCAAGGCUCAUGAAGAUGAAGUGCUUUGCUGUGCAUUCUCUGCAGAUGACAAAUUUAUAGCAACCUGCUCAGGGGAUAAAAAAGUGAAGAUUUGGAAUUCUAUGACUGGGCAACUAGUGCACAGCUAUGAUGAGCACUCAGAGCAAGUCAAUUGUUGCCACUUCACCCACAACAGUCAUCCCCUUCUUUUAGCCACUGGGUCAAGUGACGGCAUCCUCAAACUCUGGGAUUUGAAUCAAGAAUCUUGUCGAAAUACCUUGUUAGGCCAUAACAAUUCAGCUAAUCACUGCAGAUUUUCACCAGACGAUAAGCUUUUGGCUAGUUGCUCAGCUGAUGGAACAUUAAAGCUUUGGGAUGUGAAAUCAGCAAAUGAGAGGAAAACCAUUAAUGUGAAGCUGUUCUUCCUAACUUCAGAGGAGCCUCAAGAGGACAUGGAAGUGAUAGUGAAAUGUUGUUCAUGGUCUUCUGAUGGGUCUAGGAUAAUGGUGGCAGCCAAAAAUAAAAUCUUUCUUUUUGACAUUCAUACCAGUGGUCUGUUGGGAGAAAUCCACAUGGGCCAUCACAGCACCAUCCAGUACUGUGACUUCUCCCCCCAUAACCACUUGGCAGUGGUGGCUUUGUCCCAGUACUGUGUGGAGCUGUGGAAUGUGGACUCGUGUUUAAAAGUAGCAGAUUGCAGAGGACAUUUAAGUUGGGUUCGUUGUGUGAUGUUUUCUCCUGAUGGAUCAUCCUUUUUGACAUCUUCUGAUGACCAGACAAUCAGGCUCUGGGAGACAAAGAAAGUAUGUGAGAACUCUGCGAUAGUGUUAAAGCAAGAAAUAGAUGUUGUAUUUCAAGAAAAUGAAGUGAUGGUUCUUGCAGUUGACAAUAUAAGACAUCUGCAACUCAUUAAUGGAAAAACAGGUCAGAUUGAUUAUCUGACUGAAGCUCAGGUUAGUUGCUGUUGCUUAAGUCCGGACCUUGAGUACAUUGCAUUUGGAGACAACAGUGGAACCAUUGAGAUUUUAGAACUUCUAAACCACAGGAUUUUCCGAUCUAGGAUUGGGCACAAGAACACUGUAUGGCACAUGCAGUUCACAGAUGAUGGGAAGACUCUAAUCUCAAGCUCUGAUGAUUCUACAAUUCAGGUAUGGAAUUGGCAAUCAGGGGAUUAUAUCUUUCUGCAAGCCCAUCAGGAAACAGUGAAAGACUUUAGGCUCUUGAAAAAUUCAAGACUGCUUUCCUGGUCAUUUGAUGGAACGGUGAAGGUAUGGGAUAUUACUACUGGAAAAGUAGAGAAAGACUUUGUCUGUCACCAGGAUACAGUUCUUUCUUGUGAUAUUUCUCCUGAUGCUACCAAGUUUUCGUCCACCUCUGCUGACAAGACUGCAAAGAUUUGGAGUUUUGAACUCCCUGCGCCUCUUCAUGAACUGGAGGGCCACAAAGGCUGUGUGCGCUGCUCUGUCUUCUCUGUGGACAGUACCCUGUUGGCAACUGGAGAUGACAAUGGAGAAAUCAAGAUAUGGAAUGUGUCAAACGGUGCGCUUCUUCAUUCGUGCCCUCCAAUUUCCAUAGAAGAAGGAGCUGCUACCCACGGAGGCUGGGUGACCGACCUCUGCUUUUCUCCAGAUAGCAAAAUGCUUGUCUCUGCUGGAGGCUAUCUUAAGUGGUGGAAUGUUGUCACUGGGGAAUCCUCACAGACCUUCUACACAAAUGGAACCAACCUUAAGAAAAUACAUGUGUCCCCUGACUUCAAAACAUAUGUGACUGUUGAUAAUCUUGGUAUUUUAUAUAUUUUACAGAUUUUAGAGUAAGAUAGUUAAACAUUAAUGUACGUUGAACUCUUUUAAAUU
Molecule: messenger RNA, 4861 nt
Organism: Pteronotus mesoamericanus
Lineage: Eukaryota; Metazoa; Chordata; Mammalia; Chiroptera; Mormoopidae
Gene: APAF1
Product: apoptotic peptidase activating factor 1
Exons: 27
Coding region: 1073-4822 (1249 amino acids)
Biological process (GO): regulation of apoptotic process; apoptotic signaling pathway
Cellular component (GO): apoptosome
Molecular function (GO): protein binding; ADP binding
Source: RefSeq, a predicted model, not a curated record